Molecule: messenger RNA, 919 nt
Organism: Paramecium sonneborni
Lineage: Eukaryota; Ciliophora; Oligohymenophorea; Peniculida; Parameciidae
Source: the annotation of a GenBank genome assembly
AAAAAUAUGACGAGUUAAAUAAAAGAUAGUGCAUAUUUUGGAUUCUUUGUAGAUAAUCCUGAGAAUCAUUCAUUAUAAAUAAAUGGUGAGAUGAAGAAUUCAGAAACAAAAUUCAGAUUUAGAAAAUAUUGCAAAUCUUAAAUAGUUGAUGUUCGCUUUCCAUGGAAUAACACAAAGGUUCAUUUCAGAGUUAGAGAUUAAAAUGAUUUAAAAUUAGGAUUUGAUUUAGGUUAAUGGAAGUUAGCAAAAUUUGAUGCUUCUUAUUUUGCCAAAGUCUUUUCAACUAAUAAAAAACUUUCAUAUUAAUUUGGAUUUCACAAAGAAGUAAAUAAGAAAUUUUGUCAUUCUGCAUGUAAUAAAUUUAUUUAUGUUUAGGGGUUUUUUUUAAUUCAGGAUUAUUUGUUAACUAUAACUUUAAUUAUACAUAGCCUUAAUGGUAUUUUAGAGAGGGAAUUAAAUGGGAUACGACAUAAAAUCAAUUUAGUUUUGAUGGAUUAUUUAAUUACACUUAAAAUUUGAAUGAUUUUUUCAUAAAAGCCUCUAAUAGCUUAGAUAGCAAAUUAAACUGUACAAAUUAGGAAAUUAAAUUUGGAUAUUUGAGAAGAAGAGGAAAUGAUAAAGCUUGUGGAUUUUUAGUGGAUAACAAUUUUAAUGUUGAUUUGAUAUGUCAUGCAAAAUUGAAGAAAUUUGAUUGGAGAUUUUUCAUCAAUAAAUCAUUAGAAGUCAAAUAAUUUGUGAAAUACAAUUAUAAUGACUCGUAAAAUCUUAAAUAAUAAAUUUAGUUUAUCAAUCCAUACAGGAAUCGCUGUUCCACUAAAGACUAUAGGAAAGGUCUGUCCUAUGUCAUACUUGACUGCAUUAUAAGUCGAGUUAAACAUUUGAGACUAUUAAUUACAAAACAAAAACAAUUAAAAAUAAG